AGGGACAGUGUCUGAUAGAAGCAAAGUUCCUGUUUCCUGCCGGAAUGUUUCAACCCUCCCACCGCAGCUUAAACCCCACCGGAACUAAACAUGUCGAGUCUGCACAAGACCAAGUGAGUGAGCUCUGGGGGUCUGGGACUGGGGGGGGGGGAUUUAACUGUUAGAGAAUUGUGCUGUCCCUUUAACAUCUUUCUAAUAUUGCAAGUAUGAAAGAAAUACAUAAUAUAGCUUUAGUUAUAGAGUGCUGUUAGCAAGGGUUAAUUCAUUGUAUCACUGUGUCAUUAGUGGGCUGGGGGAAUAAUUAUAUAUCAUUACAGUAAUCUGCAGUGUCAGGUUGGGGGUAUAUUACUACCAGCAUUAUAUAUUGUUUGUAGGAGGUGUGGGUUAAAAUUGAAUCUAGAAUUUGGAAUGUUUGUGGAUGGUAGUAGGUUGCUAAGUAAAUAGAUAUUUUGUAGUUAGUAUGUAUCCAAUGCCAGGCUGGUUGGUUGAUCUGUUCAUUUUGUAGAAUUGUGAGAGAUUCUGUUUAACCCUUUAAGAACAUUGCAGAAGUUGAUAAUGAAAGGGUUACACAGUGAGUAUAAAAUGAAAAAAAGUCUGUAAUCAUUUUGAUAUGAUCAUUUGCAAUGUAUAAUCAGGCCAACUAAUCCCACAGCUCCGAAGAAUUUAAUUGAGGUGAUGAUUUAUUUUUAGAGCAUACAUUGUAUAUUAAGAUAUCUCAUUAUAAGAUUAAUUGAGAACCCUCAAUUAAUCAAUGGAUUGGCAGUCUUACCACUUUAGCACUGUUACACACAUAGGGUUAUUCACUAGACUCUGAAUUGUAGCUAAUUAAAGGAGCAAUUUGUGUAGUCUAAGUUUGACCAAAUACAUUUCCUGUUAAUCAAUACCAGAGCUAUUCAGUUCUCCUUUUCAAUCUUACCUGUGUGGGUAAAACCAGGAAUUUAUUUCGGAUGAACCAGCUCAAAUACAUUUUUGAGGAAGUUUACUGGUCAUACUCACAAUUCUGUAAUUGUUCAAUAAUGGGAUAAGUAAACAUAAUCUUAAAUAUACUAGGAUGUGACCGUUCCCCUUUUAUCUGAGCUCUCAACAUAUCCUUUAAAGGGAAACUACAGGAAUCAAGACCAGUUAAUCUCAAUGAAGUGGUCUGGGUGCCAUGUCCUUGUCUGUUUAACCCUGCAACUGAGCACAUGUGCCGUUCUGUAGGAAGGGCAAUGUUUCCAUUGCAGGGUUAACAUGCAUCACGCGGCAGUCUUCCUGAGAACCAAUAGUUGCUUCCGCACUGGUAGUUAAACUCAGCUCUCAAAGUGACCAUUUAGCAUCGUGUUUUGCCAUGCAUGCGCACUGGCUUGCCAAUGUUUCCCUAAGGUGAAAAUUUGGAUUGCCAGAGAUCAUCUACAGUGAUGAUCUCAGAUAAAGAGGCGGAGCAACAGGAAGGAGGCCAGUAAUACUUGCCCUUCAAACCCUCACACUGUGGAACCUAAAUAGGUUUUAGGACACUAUAGUGUUAGGAAUACACAUUUACAUUCCAGUUGCUCUACUAUUCCUUUAUCCCCUGUUCACCAGUUGCUUAUUUCAUCUUAUGAUAUGAAUAAAACCACUUCUUUAGAUACUAGAGGCCUUUAUAUCCCUUCUACUGAAUAACUCCAUAUUUUACUUUUUUGAUAAUGGAUCUAGUCAAAAGCAUUGGGGACUUUUGUCUUGUUUCUCUCUCUCUCUAGCCCCCCCUCUCCCUCUGCAGUUGAAAGCAUGGGAAUGAAGGGAGACAGACAGAUUUAGGAGUUCCCCAUAAGCUAUGCAAAGUGCAUACAUUAUUACAGCGAGCAUGUCAAUGUAACGUGCAUUGUGUAGGCGAUGAAUGAAUAAUGGGUUUGUGUAAGUCACAUUUACUAGAAUAGAGUUGUGUGGUAUCUUCUGACCACACUAUGGAAUAAAAACUAUCUCAGUUUGCAAGUGUGAGUCACACCAGGCUCUCCCAAUAAAUUAUUUACAGUGUAGACUUGAGAUAAUAACAAAGUCUAACUUGUACUGCUUUCUUUAAAGGAACACCCUUUUGAUAUGUUCCUUCGAAAUUUGCAUUACUGCCCUCUGUUUUUUUUGUAACUAAACACACUAUAAAAACUUAAAUACUGGAACAGACUCCUCACUGCAGACAAUCUUCUUCCAAUGGAGUCCUCAAUUUUGGUGACUUUUGUCCAUUUAAAAGUCAUCACAACACACACUAACAACGCAAAGCGCACGUGUGGCCUUUGCUGUGUUCCAACAAUUCACUUCUUCUCACAAGGAAGUAUUGAAUUUCUACAAGUAUCAUUAGCUGCGGUCGAUGAUGUCAUGCUCUGCGCGAUGAUGAAAGUUGUUCGAAAUUCAAAGGAGGAGAAAGCACCUCAAGUGGCUGCCUGGUUAACUAGAAGGGUGUUUUGGCCAAAUAUAGACAUUGACGUUUUUCAAUGUACGAGAAAAGAGACGGCAUGUAUGCACCAAAACCACUUCAUUAAGAUGCCAGAUGCCACCAUGUGUACCAGUAUCUGUAUGAACACUGUUAAUGCGACAUGUCUAUUUAAUUUCUCCAGGAUUGCAGAGUUCCAGAGUAUUCUCAGUGAGCCGCUGAUUAAUCUAUCUGUGCUACGAAAGCUCUGUUUUAAUGGUAAGCCAUGCUUUGUCUUGCCGCUGCACUUUGCCUGUGCUUCUAAACUUUGGUCUGCAUGCAAAAAUAAAUAAAUAAAACUCUUAGAAAUAAUUACCUUGUCAAGAUGUUUACAGUUUAAAAGGUGAUGCUCGAAAAAGUAAUUCAUUAUUAAAACUGGAGAAUUUUUACAGAUCUAAAAAACUUAAGAAAAAAAUGUAAAAUUUUACUUAAAAUCUACACUGAAUUGUAAGUAAUUGAAAACGAAAUUGCUAAAUUAAUGCAUAAAUAGCUAAUUUGUAGAAAAAAAAAAAUCUUGCUGCAAUACUAUUUUCUUAGUAACUUGUUUUUUAGUUUGCUACAGGUCAGUGUUACCUUCGGCACUACCGAUGUUCUGGACUUCAUCUCCCCUAAUGCUCUGCCAGCAUUCUGGAUGUGAGAACAUUAAGGGAGAUGUAGUCCACAUCAUCUGGAAUGUUGAAAGUUGCCUAUCCAUUAAUAUUCGUUUUGGUACCAUAUUAGGUUUACUUAUUUGUCAGUAGCCUCAAUAUACUGGACUUUGCUUUCCUAAGACUGUUUACGAUGCAAUUACCGUAUCAUAGCUUGUUUCAAAGUAAUAUAAUAUUAUAAUAUGUGCAUAUUUUAAACGAUUUUCUGAUUGCAAAUGGUUAACCAUUUUAUUAUUAUUUUAUGACUUUUUUUUUUUUUUUUUAUAAACAUUAGUCAGACCAUGUGGGUGUAAUUGGUGGAAGUGAUUUAUGUUUUUUAUAGUAUAUGUAACAAUUCCAGCUUUAUAUCUUAACAGGAAUCCCAUUUGAAGGAGGUAUUCGAUGCUUAUGUUGGAAGGUGGGUGUCACAAUAACUCUUUCAAAUGUGCACAAUGUAAAUUUUUAGUCUUCUCUAAAAUAUAUAUCCUUUUCUUUCUUCUUUUUUCUAGAUAUUACUAAACUAUCUCCCCACAGAUCGAACACUAUGGGACUCGGUGCUGGCGAAACAGAGGUGAGAAGUCUAAUGUUUUGGAGGAAGAUUAUUCUAUAAAAAUGUAUGGUUAAAUGUCCAUCUCUGCUUCUUCUUGAAGAAAGAAGAUUUCACCUACAGCAGAGGAAAGAGUUAUUUUCAGUAGGAACACUAAGAAUUUGAUAUUCUCUGCCUAUAGCGAUUGGUUUUUAUCAGAUUUGGAGAUGUCUUGGAACUGCUGAUUGUGUCUUUCGGGUUAUGAAUGAUUUAUUUUUUAUGUAUUUUUUUCAUUUUUGCAGCAUGUUGCAAAUAGUUUUAAAUAGUGAUUUGUCCUUUUUUUUUUUUACUUAUUUUUUUUUUUUUUCACUUUUGUGGAUCUUUUAGCCUGUAACUUAGGGCCUGCAAUCAAGCGAUAUAAAUGUACAUUGCUGACCGUUAUCUCAACAAUCACUCUUUCAAUGUUUUCUUUAAUCACCCACAAAAAUAUUCUUCACGUGUCCCUACUCUGGUUUAGGUAUCCGCUUAAAGCGUUGCUAUCACAUCUUGAGUUUUUGCAUAACCGCUACUAUGGAGGCACUGAGGUGGGGACAGGGGAAGAGAGGUAUACUUACUUGAAGCACCUCCUCAUUGGUGACACCAUUCUAGACUUCACCUACACGUUCAGCUCCUGGUAGAUGAAGAUUCCAGGCUAAUCACUCCACACUCUCAUUGCCUAUGAGAGAGUCCAAAACAGAUUCCCGUGCGCAUGCUCGGUGAUAAGCCAUAAGCAUGGUUUGUGCAUCAUGCAAGACGAUAUCUGUUCCCUAAAAGAUGUCAUGAGUGGCAAGUUGUAGGAAACCAUAUUGUAGGCAAGCGUGAUUUCAAUAGAACCUUUUUCCACAUUUUAUAACAAAUCAAAUAUGGGCUUAAAACAAAGUAGUUUUAUGUGUAUCUUCUGAUUGAGUUGAAAUUUUAAUGAAAUUCCAAAGCGAUUUUGUAAAUUUUUUUAUUUUUUUGUCCUCUGUUUCUCACAGUCCUGAUUGUUCCGCCCCAUUCUCCCAACCAUGUUUUCCCUUUCUGGUGCUACUUCCUGUCAGUUUCCGGUUCGAGUUAUGAUAUCUCGAGGUUCCGAACUGACUCGUCUCUAUUUCCUCUUUGGCAAUAUAUUCAGUUAUUUACCUUUUAGAUGCUGAUGUUGCAUAAAUCGCACUCUCUGAUUGUUUCUGCGGCCUCUGUUUUCUGUCCCCUCUAUAUAAAUUGAGCAAUUAAUAAAAAAAUAAAAUAAAGGUUUUAAAAGUGACGCAGUUAAUGGCUUAUUCAAUAAAUGAGAAAUUGUCACUAAGUUUUCUCCAACACUGCUAGUCACUGUUUUUUUCAAAAAUGUUUUUAAAGGGACAAUCUAAAGACCAAAGUAACUUCAGCUUAAUUAAUUGGUUUUGGUGUAUAGAUCAUGCACCUGCAGUGUCACUGCUCAAUUCUCUGCCAUUUAGGAGUUAACUCACUUUGUUUAUGCAGUCCUAGUCAUAACUGUUGAGACUCCUACAGAUUCCCUGCACACUUCCAGAAAACAACCUUAAUUUGCUUAGUUUCCCUUAUUGCAAGAGUGUAUAGAAUCUCUUACCUCCUGCUCUGUUGAUUACCAGCAACAGCCUCUUGUGUGAUUAAAGUUCAAUUAACAGAGCAGGAGAGAUAAUAAUGUCUAAAUUAAACACAUUAGGCUGUUGCGUCACAGUGGAGAACUGUGGCGUGGGCUGCAUAAGCAAAGGGUUCCAACUCCUAAAUGGCAGAGAAUUGAACAGUCAGACUGCAGGGGCAUGUUCUAUACUCCAAAACUGCUUCAUUAAGCUAAAGUUGUUUUGGUGCAUAUAGUGUCCCUUUAAAUAUUGCAUUCCAAUAUAACGCCCACAGGGUGAAAAUACUUGCUGUUCAUGUUAGAUAAAAAAAAGAGGAAGGAUUUUUAAGAUCAAGAUAAAACAAAAAAUUGUAACUGAUAACAAGUUACACUGCGAUAACCAGUACUGGUUCCAUUUUAUACAACUUUUUUUUUUAAAUUCUGUACUGGAACUGCGCAGAUAUUAUUUCCACUAGAUUAUAAGACUCUUUCUCACUGCAAAACUGAAUUUUAUUUUAUUUUAAAUAUAAUAGAUUUUUACAUCCGUAGAGUUCAUUUAUUUCAAAGCAGAUCUGCUGUUUUGUUUGUUUAAUCUUUUCAUUAUGCAAUUCUUGUAAUUCCAUUUAUGUUUCCUUUGUUUGAGGCCAUCUCACAAUUCACAGUUAAGUCAAGAAUUGUCAGUAGUUCAAAAUGAAGUUCAAAUUAAGGAACGACUGUAUUCCUAAGUCUGUCCUAUCUUUUCCAGUUAAAACCUGAAAAAAAAAAAAAAGUUUUUAUGUUUACCUGCCUUUAUUUUAGCGUUGAGGAUCCCAUGGCACUGCCAUCCACUCCGCCUCCCGUGACAUCAUUCGGCAUUUAAGCCAGUGGCCAAUCCAAUGCUCCGCACAGAGGAGUGUUGAAACUGAUGUGCAUGCAUAUUUGAAUGCUCCUCACGGAAAAGCAUUGCGACAGCCACUAGACCAGACGUUAACCCUUUUAACCUUGCAAUGUAUAUUUUGGCUAUUUUGUCAGUGACCGUUCUCACUACAGUGAAUAGCCAUGUGAGUGUAACUUGAAUGCUGGUUGACCUCAGACACCUGUCUCAUUUCACCCAGGGUAAGACAACCAGCAUUCUGAUAUUGCAGUCAAAACAUAGAGAAGCUCAUUAGGUUUCGUAGGUUAGGUUGCAUAUUUUUUUGCCUUGUUUUGUUUUUUAGACCACCAGGCUUCUGCACGUGUGAAUUCAUAGUGGGUUUUGAAUUCUCGCCCAAAGUAUCCCAAUUAGAAAAGUCUCCAGGUCAUUUUGUUAUUUUACAUUCACAUCGAAUUCCAGAAAAUUCCCACUUAAGUGACUAUCCAAAUGAGGUUUAUGCAAUAAAUUUGAAUCAAAUUGAAAUCCAGAUGGCAAAAUUUAGGCUGGCAUAACUGAUGUCUAUUUGAGCCUACAUUUUGCGAUAUUUCUUUUCAGUACAAUUUAAGUUUUCUUAAAACAUUUAAAAAAAAAUUUUUUUAUAAUGCUUUAAUUUUAUUGCAAAUGAUCAUUACAAUGAUUGUAUUGCCACAACAGCAUGAACAAGCCUUAUUCCAUCAUACAUUUUGAAACAAUAACAUGGCAAGCGAAGGGGCUGCACUUAUUAAAAAUAUAACAUGAAAGAACAGUUGAGCAUAAACAUGUGCAGCGAAGUUUGUCAGAGGUAGCAUAACAUGUCAUAAGGAACACCGCAUUUGUUGAAGAAAAUAAUUAAAUAUCAUCAACACAAUUCUAUGUGGGUGGUCAAAGAAUAAAUUAUUUACGCUAUAACAUAGAACCCCCUCAGCUGGUCCACGGGGAUGCGGUGGGAGGGCGAGAGAGGGCCCAAGUGAGACCGGAACCAAAUCUUGGCUGAGGAUCGCUGCGUCCUCUGCUUUCAAUCUGCCUUGUAGGCCUCAGGACAGUCUGGCACGGGCACAGACUCUCAGAACCUGGGUCAGGUACUCAGCAGGUAUUCCUCUAGUAGUUAUAGUUCUAUCAGGCUAAAGAGAGGGUAACUUUGUUGGCAAAUCAACUGUAUUACAGGCUAAAUCCGAGGAGCCCCAGCCAUGUGCGACCUACUCGGUUGGCUGCAAGGCCCUGCCCUCCCUCCUCCCCCCCCCAAGUUAUUAUUUUUUAUUUUAUUUUUUUAAUACCGAUGUGUUUACCAGGAAUAGAAUCACUGUGACUCCAAAUGUUGUAUGAAGGAACUUUGUUGCGUUUUGUUGAUGGGUUUUAUGUGAUUCCUGAUUCUUCUUCUUUCAGAGACACCUACUCCCACUUCUUGAAAGAGAUGAUCAUCCAACCUGGAAUCGCCAAAGUCAAGUUUGGAAUAUCCAGAGAGGAUGUAACUUUAGAAGAUCACGUAAGUGGAGAUCUGUGUGGCCACACUCUUUCCUCCACGGUUAUUUUUGUAUAAAGUUUGAGUUGGUUGUCCAGAGAGUUAUGUAAAAGAUCUUUCACAUCCUUUUGGAAAUUACUCCCCUCUGAGUCCAGGCUUUUAGUAACAGGACAGGAGAGAUGAAUUAAAUGGAAUCCCACCAGAUAUUCCAGCCCCUAUCAAUGUACCUUUCAACUCUGUAGCAUUACUAACUGCUGAAGUUUAAGAUUUUCUGCAAGAGUUUACAGACCUAAUUAUGAACUUAUCAUAACUUGCUGAUUAGUAAAAUAAACCCAUCAGUGUGUCUAUACCUUAAAUAGUUUGACACUGCUCAGAAAUCCUCUUCUAGAUUCUUUUAAUUGUGGAUGUUCAUCCCCUGGCAGCUCUUUUAUUCAUCAAAUAGUAUGAAUGGAGUGGCUGAAUAAUUUGUGAGAAGCCAUACCUGAGGCAUCAUAAACAUAUUCUUCUUAAUUUUGUGAAUUGGGUAUAACAGAACAUUUGCACAAAUAAUUAAAAUCACAUAUGUGAACCUGCAGCUCAAGAAAACCGUGAAAGCUGUUGAUGAGAGGUAGGAACGGCAAGCUGUAUAAAAAAUGGACCUCAAAGUAGGAAGUGUAACAUUUUCCUUUGACAUCAAAAUGGAUAAGGGUCAGGUGUAUAGCUGCCUAAUUUUUGCAAAUUGCUGCAGUUACAAACUUAUGUGGACAGUAGACCUUCUUGCUUCAUAAUCUAUUUAAUUGUGCUAUUGAGAGUGCUUACAGAUUCAUGUUAAAUGAACACCAUAGGCACCAAAACAACUUAAUGGAGCAGUUUUGGUGUAUAGAUCAUGCUCCAUGCAGUCUCACUGCUCAAGUCGCUGCCAUUUAGGAGUUAAAUCCAUUUUCUCUCUGUUACAGCAGCCCUAGCCACACCUGAUACAGGCUGUAUGAAAAAAAUUGUUUAAUUUUCAAUCCAAUGUUUACUUGCUUUAGAAGCUUUAAUCUCCUGCUCUGUAAAUUGAACUUUAAAGGAACACUAUAGGGUCAGGAACACAAACCUGUAUUCCUGGCCCUAUAGUGUUUAAACCACAAUCUAGCCCCCCCUGGCCCCUCUUGCCUGCCUAAAUAUAGUAAAUUCUUACUUGUAUUCAAGUUUGGAGCUGCUAGCUCUGGCCCUGACCUGCCUCUGUCUGCUGACAUCAUCCCAAGUGGUGGCCUGAGCCAAUCACCAUCGGAUUGGCUGACACUGUGAAGGAGGCAGAUCAGGGGCAGAGCCAGCACAAUUCAAACAGUCCUGGCCAAUCAGCAUCUGCUCAUAGAGAUGUAUUGAAUCAAUGCAUCUCUAUGAAGAAAGUUCAGUGUCUGCAUGCAGAGGGUGGAGAUACUGAAUGUGUGGAUGCAUUUUAGGCAGCAAUGACCCAGGAAGGAUCUCUAGCAGCCAUCUGAGCAGUGGCCAGCGACGUUAUCACUAGGCUGUAAUGUAAACACUGCAUUUUCUCUGAAAAGACCGUGUUUACAGCAAAAAGCUUGAAGGGAAUGAUUCUACUCACCAGAACACAUGCAAUAAACUGUAGUUGUUCUGGGGACUAUAGUGUCCCUUUAAUUACAUACAGGAGGCUCCUGCAGGGUUUGGACGGCUAUUAACAGAGCAGAAGAUAAGAAAUUCUAAAUUAAACAGAAUGUGCAAUAUAGGAAGUUUAAACAUUAAAUCUCUCUUUCCAGGGAGUGUUUAGGAAGGCUAUUCAAGUCACAUGCAGGAAGGUGUGACUAAGGCUGUGUAAACUCCUACAUGGCAGAGAAUUGAGCAGUGGGACUGAAGGGGUUAUGAUCUGUACAGCAAAACUGAUCCAUUAAGCUAAAGUUGUUUUGGUAUCUAUAGUGUCCUUUUAAAUAAGAUUAUGUAAUAUCGCUGAUGGAUUGAGAAGGAGACCAAUCUCCCUAACCUUUGGUAAAAUCGAAUAUGCUAUAAUAAAAUGUAAUGCUAUAAUAAAAAAUGCAUGUUUGCCUGUACUAUUUACUACUGUAUUUCUUUUCUGUUUUUUCCCUUUUUUAAAUCUCUCCCAGCCGCUGAAUCCAAACCCAGACAGUCGAUGGAACACAUAUUUUAAAGAUAAUGAAGUGUUGCUACAGAUAGACAAGGAUGUCAGGUAACUUUUUUAGGGUGAUCAUUUUCUGUAAAAAGAAUGUAGCCAGACCAAAGGGACAUAACCUAAAGUUCGCAAGAGGGAAACUUCUAAAAAAAAAAAUAAAAAAAAAAAAAAAAAAUAUUUUUUUUCAUUUAUUUACUUUUGUUGAUGCAUAGGUUAGCCUUUCAGCAGAGUUGGUAGAGACUAAAAUAAUGAAAGAAGAUAAAAAAUGCUUGGGAUAGACGGUCUUUUAUGACUUAAGGGACUCCCAGCCUAUCACCAGCAACAAAUUUAACAAUUCCUUAUUAGUAUGGCAGCCUUGAGACCCUCCUUUGGUGUCAAGCUGUUCUAAAACCAUUUCAAACCUUAAUGUAAAACAACGCAGAGGGACUCUAAGCUCAAAAACAACUUUGUCAAGUCCCUUUUAAAGCCUUAGAUUUUAGAUGGUAAAUGACAACCUAAAUUCUUGUUAUUUAUUAAGUGCCAGCAUAUCUGUCAUUGCUGUACAAUAGGUUAAAGAAAUAUUCAAGUAUUUGAGCCAAAACAGGUUUGACAUACGAGGGCCAUGCUUAAGUCUUCUUACAUUCUGAGGUAUGUAUAACACAAAAGGUCUAUGUGAAGGUGCAGCAUACUCAAGCUGAUUGUUAAUAAUAAUAUAGAGAUAUAAAUAGUAGUAUUUGACAGAUGUAAAAGAGAAAUGACAGAGUUUGGCUCUAUUUCCGUGGCAGCCCCAGGAGGCAUUUAAACCCUGCAGUGUCAACACUGCCAUUCUAUGUUGAAAGAAUGCACCAUAGAGUGUAAGUAUCCAGGAGCUAAAGUAGAUAUAAAUGUAUGUAGAGAUAGGUAUAACCUUAAACAAAGAAAUUAGUGGUGGAAUAAAAGACAGGAAAUCACUUAAAUAAAUCACUUAAAUAAAUCAAUGGUAUUAAGCUUAAUAAAUAUUCAGUCCAAUAAAAGAGUCCAGAAUUCAACUGAUAGUCCCAAAUUGUUGAAGAUUACAUUGGAAUCCACAUUGCGUAUUAGAUCAUAAGGACGGUAUUUAUAGCAUAAGUAACCUAGACCCUGCUUGCGAGAACAACGCAGGGUUAAUAGUACUUAUGACAUUAAAAGGAACACUAUAGUCACCUAAAUUACUUUAGCUAAAUAAAGCAGUUUUAGUGUAUAGAUCAUUCCCCUGCAAUUUCACUGCUCAAUUCACUGUCAUUUAGGAGUUAAAUCACUUUGUUUCUGUUUAUGCAGCCCUAGCCACACCUCCCCUGGCUAUGAUUGACAGAGCCUGCAUGAAAAAAAAAAAACUGGUUUCACUUUCACUGGACUGCAGGUUUUAUCGUUAUUUUUAUUUGGUUUCUAAUGGACUACCUUCCUACCUCUUAUCAUUAUUUUUUAUAUUUGAAUGUAUUUUUAGUACCAUAAAUUCACUGUUUUAUCAAUCAACCCCUUUUUUCAAGUGACUACUCUUCAAAGAACUGUGAUAAUAUCACUAAUUCAAGCUUGUGAGCAAUGAGUUCCUUGUACUUAUUUGCUCUGGUUGAUAUACCUGGACUAUUACUUCAUCUUUUAUCCAUAAAAGUAUAUUAAGUCAUAAGUACUAUUAACCCUGCGUUGUUCUCGCAAGCAGGGUCUAGGUUACUUAUGCUAUAAAUACCGUCCUUAUGAUCUAAUACGCAAUGUGGAUUCCAAUGUAAUCUUCAACAAUUUGGGACUAUCAGCUGAAUUCUGGACUCUUUUAUUGGACUGAAUAUUUAUUAAGCUUAAUACCAUUGAUUUAUUUAAGUGAUUUAUUUAUGUGAUUUCCUGUCUUUUAUUCCACAACUAAUUUCUUUGUUUAAGGUUAUACCUAUCUCUACAUACAUAUAUAUCUACUUUAGCUCCUGGAUACUUACACUCUAUGGUGCAUUCUUUCAACUAUUUUUAUAGGAUUGGGAGAAAUCCUUUUUUCCAGUUUCAGAGCUAAUAGAUUUAUUGUUCUUAUUCCCUCUAAACCUUCCGCUGUAUUCACUUUUGUGGAUACCGGAAUUCUGUAACUGCCAUUCUAUGUAACUGCAAUGAUUUACACUGCAGGGUUAACAGGUGGACAUGGCACCCUGACCACUUUAUUAAGAUGAAGUGGUCUGGGUGCCCAUAGUGUCCCUUUAAUGAUAACAAUGACAGAAGUGUUGAGUAAGAGAGAAAUUAUCUAGCUAUUUCAUAUGCUUAAGAAAUAUUUUGUUUUUUUUCAGACACAGGUCAUUGGCCAAACAGAGGAACAGAAUAGUGAAGUCCAUAGCAGGCAGACACUAAGAUUUUAGAUAAAUAUUAUACUUGGCAUCUCUAGUUAACUACUGCUUAAUCUUUACAAAAAGGUCAGUGAAUCAGAGAAUCUUCUAUGUAAGCAUUAUCUUAAAGAGAUACAGUAAGUACCACAACCACUGCAGUGCACUGUAGUUGUUAUGGUGCCAGGAGUAUCCUGGUGCUUUCUGAUGAUAAACCGUCACUUUAAGAACUGUGUGACACUUAACUGGUGUCUAACUGUCUGGUGCCUGCAGUUUUUCUGAGCUGGUUUGGUUUUUUCUUCUGCAUUAUCCUAAAAAGUUGGAAGAUUAUUCAUUUGAUGAGACCGUCAGCUGACAUUCUUAGCCUGGGAAUAUUACCGCAGUGUGGUAUGGUAAUGCGUAAGAAUGAACUGCUGCUUUGUCAUAUCUGCCCAUGGGUGGCCAACAGAGACAGAUAAGUGACAAACCAUUCUUGGACAGUUUUACAGUUUACCAUUAGUCCAUGCCAGGUGAGUCUUGGAACCAUAACUACCACAAUGCACAUUGCUGGUUAGGGGGCAAAGAGUAUUCAUUUAAUAAAUAUAUUUACAGCCAUUUUCAUACACCAAUGUUCAUACAACUGGUUUUAGAAGAUAUGUGAAGGAAGUUGGAAGGUAUAAAACUAUUCAAUACCUCCUUAUUAAUCUAGACAUUUGUACAUCGCUGACAAAUAUUUGACAUUAAAUAGACUGGUAAAAAAAGAUUGUUUUGUUAGGACUUUGAUUUUUAUAAACCAGGCUUCGAGUAUUUGUAUCUCAUCAAAUGUUGGUUCAAAGCGGAUAAUAAACGGUCCACUAAUGGAUGUCCCCUAGACAGCCAAGGUUACAGUAGUGUUUUAGGGGAUUGGCAAAUGGUUUGUGCUUACUGCAAUCUUUAAAGGGACAUUCUAAGCACCCGAACCAUUACAGCUUAAUGUAGCGGUUCUGGGAAAAACAGACUGUCCCUGCAGACUCAGCAUUGUAAGCACUGCGUUUUCUCUUUGAGGAUGUGCUGAUUGGCAAAUUAAUAAAAGCUUUAUUUUGCUUAAAAAGGGGGGCCCUGAAUCUAAAUAGUUAAUAUAACACUCAAGCAUUAUGUAUACAUGUUUAUAUUCCGAACACUGGAGUGUUCCAUUAAAAUGUAGAUUUUAAUAUCUUUGUCAUUAAAUCCAUAUACCAUAGAACAGCUGCAGGCAAGCCUUGAGGGGGGCAUACCUUCUGUAGUUUAUUUUUUCUAAUAGAUUAACCCUUGUUAGUACUGCACAUAAUGUAAUAAUUUGAACAUACUUUGCUGAAAUUACUAUAAUAUUUUAUUGGUUACCUCCCCAAUGUACAGCUCCACCAUUUCCCAUACAAAGGGUAUAGAAAAAAACCUCAUACGUUCAGAGAUAAUUAGGGAUGAUGGGGAAUGGUGGACAUAUUUUCAGUAAGCUGAAACGAUCACUUCAAAUGCAAGGUCUACCAGAAGACAAGUUAACUACCUUUUGGGUCUACAGUUAGCCAUGUUCCUAUAUUUGUAUCUUGCAAAUAGCAAUGUUCUGAGAUCUGCUCCCGUCCGUCGUGGCACUAUGUUUAUAAUCUAGCGAUGCAGAAUCUAUUAGUGCUGUAUAAUCUUCAUUGUAAUGCUGACCUGGAAUGGUGAAUAUUUAUCUUAUGAAAUGACUGACCCAUAACUGGUGUGUUUGUAUUUAGUGCAUUCUCGUGCAGUUACUUCCAUCUUUCUCUUUUCUGAUAUACCAGGAGGCUUUGCCCUGAUUUUUCAUUUUUCAUCAAGGCUACGGAUUAUCCCUGUCUUUUGAUAAUGGAUCCCGAGAAUGAAUACGAGACUUUGCGAAAGCGCGUGGAACAGACCACGCUGAAGUCUCAGACUGUGGCACGGAACAGGAGUGGCCUCACUAAUGUAAGGAAGGGCUUUGUGUGUGUGUGUGUGUGUGUGUGUAUAAACCAUGGAAAUUAGAAGGAAUACAGGAGCACUGCAAAAUCUUUAAUGCAUUAAAAAAGCUUAAAUGAUCACUAUAGUGCCAGGAAAACAUACUUGUUUUCCUGGCACUAUAGUGCCCUGAGGGUGCCCCCUCCUGCCGGGCUCUAGGGGAAGGAAGGGGUUAAACUUACCUCUUUCUCCAGCGCCGGGCGGGGGACUCUCCUCCUCUCCGCCUCCUCGGCUGAAUGCCUUCAGCCAGUCUCAUAGGAAAGCAUUCACAAUGAGACAGCCACUAGAGGCUGGAUUAACCCUAAUAUAAACUGCUAUGUUUAUAGAAAAAAGGGUUAAUGCUAGAUGGACCGGGCACCCAGACCACUUCAUUAAGCUGAAGUGGUCUGGGUGCCUAUAGUGGUCCUUUAAAUGUAAAUUAACAAAGAAAUACUAGAACACAUUGGCAUGUUUUGAAGUCGUAGUGUGGACUAUAAUGAAAUAUUAUUAAAUAUGAAUUUACUGAAAAGGAUAUACACACCUCCUGUCAAUGUUCACAAUUGCAAAUAGAAAUUCAGCCCUGACAGCAGUAGCAUUUUAGCAAUGGCUGCAUGUCUGCUACCAUGUAGAAUAGUAAUAAAUAAUAGAACUGAGAACAGGCAGUUGAAAGUUCUAUAGACAUAUACAUGUCAGCCUAAUUCACACUAAACUCUGUCACUGUUCAGGGAGUAUUUCAGAUGAUGCAGCAAACAACUUGUUUAUGUCCCAGACGAUCUAAAUGAAUUGGGGGGACAGAUCACUAAUAAGUAAUUUUUUCCUUCUCAUACGAAAAAAAGGUGUGCAAACUUUAAGUUAAAACCAUACCUCUUGGCUUUAAGGCCCCUCCCCAUACCUACCCAUCUCAGUUUCAGACUGGUCCAAUAAUUACAGAAGCAGGGCAUUAUUGAGCAGGAGAGAAAAACAUAAAGCCGGAGCCUGCUCUGCAUGAUCACAUUGAUCAGUCUCCCUCUCUUCUCACGUUGUCAUAAUGUUGCAAGGUGAAGAGAGAUUGGCACAGAUCUAAAUUUGUUACGCAUCCCUAAUGCAAUUUUCCAGCAUUCCUAGGGAUAGGACACUGAUUGGUUAGAUAAAUGUGCCUCCUGGAGUGGGUGUGUAACGCCUAAGAAAGAUGAAGCUAAAGCUUUUGAAUGAAACCGUUGUCUCAAAGUUAUGCAUGUCCCUUUAACUGUGAUUACCUUUUAAGCCAGAUACUGCUGCGUAUGUCCAGGACAUCCCCAGAAGUUAUGUUGUAGGAGCAGGUUUGCAAUGGCAAGUAACUUCUAAACCUGGCUAGUAGCAUAGAACUUUAAACCGGUUUGAAAAUUCAUAAAAGGCCGUCUGGACGGGCCAGUUCUUAUUUUCUGUUACAGUCUGUUUUUAAGUAAGUGCAGAUUUAGAAAUACGGGAAACGCAAUGGAUUAAACAAUUUUCAUUAAUGUACAGAAAUUCUUUACUCAAUGUUCUUAGAGAAUUGUGUGCAAUGCAUAGACUAAACUGUAAGUAAAAUAUUUACCACAGUUCUGCACGUUUUUCAUAUCUUCACAUACUUUUGUGUUCUUGAGAGAUUGUGCAGUAGCUUAAUGCACCAAGUGUAGAACCAGUUCACAUCAGGGUCACAAGCUGUAUGUGAGCUACCCAAGCAUGUGGACCAUUCAUCCUUCCAUAUUCAAUAAAAUGAGUGUAACUGAAUUGUAGAAAAUCUAAUUGUCAACUGAUGGAGCAUUUGUUUACAUUUCAUUAAAGGUUUUGAAAAGUGAUUUUUGUGUGUAUGUCGUUCUUUUUCUUACACGCUCACAGCAUACAGCCAAUCCGCUUUCAGUUACAAGGAUCUCAAAUUAUAUUUGUUUUAUAUUCUACUGCGUCUAGGAGAAAAUGGAAGAACCAGAUCGCUUUGUAAUCCAUGUAACUGAAAGCUACCUGGUUGCGUGAAUGCUCAGUAGACAGCCAAGUGAGUGGGUCAGAUAACGGCCCAAGAUCUGUUAAAAUAGGUGUUCUCAUUGGGUGAAGGGGAGAUGGUGGCAAGGUUAGCUUCUCCUUAAUUCCUAUAGGUAACAUUACUGAACCCCAACAUACACAGAAGUAAGUAAUAUAAACCUUUCAAAAACUGGGAGAAAAACACAUACUGAGUUUUCAUUAAAUUCUGAGCGAUUUCAAUUAAGAUAGAUAAGAACCGUAUAUUCUAUAUAGAAAAAUAUGUAACAUGUUUUUCUGGUCACAAAGUGCUACAGAAUGUGUUGGUGUUGAUAUAAAAAAGUUGCAAUGUUUUGCAUCUUAUGUCUGUGCUUGAUCUCUCAUCUAGGUAAGCUCCCCAUUGAAGACCUCAACAUCAUAUCCACUGAACGAGUAUGAACCUCUGCCCAGUGGUUGCGAGGCACAUUGGGAGGUGGUGGAGAGGAUCUUAUUCAUUUACGCCAAGUUGAACCCCGGCAUCGCCUAUGUACAAGGCAUGAAUGAAAUUGUAGGGCCCGUUUACUACACCUUUGCUACAAAUCCCAACAGUGCGUGGAAAGGUGAGAUAUGACCGUUAGAAUGGGAGAGGAAACAUUCCAUUCCGUAUCUCUUGGAAACCCUUAGUAUAAAACAGGGAGAAUUAAACGGUAUUCUAUCCACUCCUGUGGAGCUUUAACGUGCAUGAUUUUUCUUUUACCAGCUUCUAAAAUGGCAUCAAACAAAACUCAAACAUACAGAUCGUUACGAUGUGUAUGUUGAUAAUGUUAACAUUGUCUCAUCUUCCUUUCACAGAGCACGCGGAAGCAGAUACUUUUUUCUGCUUCACUAAUCUGAUGGCAGAAAUUCGUGACAAUUUUAUCAAGAGUUUAGACGACUCACAGUGUGGAAUAACUUCAAAGAUGGAGAAGGUCUAUGCAACUCUGAAGGAGGAUGAUGAGGAGUUGUACCUAAAACUGGUAAGGGUUUCCAUGCUGCUGUUUUGCCAAACUGUCUUUGCUGUACCUAACUUUAAACAAUGAAGUUACAAAUUCAGCUUCAGGUAGGUAUAGAAAUGUCAUCUCUACAUUGUGGUAUUUCGAUUAUUUCCAGGAAGAGAAUCACAUAGAGUAAAAUAAUCCCUACAUUUACAUCAUAACUUCAAAAUGGGAAAAAUAAACAAAGCAUAGAGGUCAAGAAAAAGGGAGAUUUUAUUACACAAUAAAAAGUGUGAAUACACUUUAAUUCAAUUAUUAGCAGAGUUGUAUUGUUGACGUAUUCCAAGAGCAUUUCUUUGUGAAACCUAAUUCGAAUGUAUCACGUCUUUUCAGCAAGAACAAAACAUAAAGCCCCAGUUCUUUGCUUUCCGGUGGCUGACCCUACUCUUCUCCCAAGAGUUUGUGCUUCCUGACGUCAUCCGAAUUUGGGAUUCUCUGUUUGCUGAUGAGGAAAGAUUUGACUUCCUCCUUAAUGUUUCUUGUGCAAUGCUGAUGUAAGUAUUUUGUAUUAAAGGGACACUAUAGUCACCUAAACAACUUUAGUUUAAUGAAGCUGUUUUAGUGUACGGAUUAUGCCCCUGCUUAAUUCACUGCCAUUUAGGAGUUCAAUCACUUUGUUUCUGUUUAAGCAGCACUAGCCACACCUCCUCUAGCUAUGAUUGACAGAGCCUGCAUUAAAAACAAAACUGGUUUCACUUUCAAUCAGUAAUUUACCUUAAAUAAUUGUAUCCCUUGCCAUGUAAAUUAAACUUUAAUCACAUACAGGAGGCUCUUGCAUGGUUUAGCAAGCUAUUAACAUAGCAGUGAAUAAAAAAAAUCUAAAUUAAACAGAACUUGCAAUAAAGGAAGGAUAAACUUUACAUGACUUUUUACAGGAAGUGUUUAGGAAGGCUGUGCAGUCACAUGCAGGGAGGUGUGACUUGGGUUCAUAAACAAAGUGAUUUAAGUAGUGAGACUGCAGGGGCAUGUUCUAUGCACCAAAACUGUUUUAUUAAGCCAAAGUUGUUUUGGUGACUAUAGUGUCCCUUUAAAGAACGGCAGACUAUUGUUUGAUAAAUCCUUUGUUUAUAAAAUUGUUUGAAAUAAACGAACAUCAAUUAUGGGAAUGAUCAGUGGAAUUUAAUUUCAGUGUUCUACUUUCAGUUGUAUUUUAUUUAAUAAGACGCUCAUGAUGCGAAAUAGAGAAGAGGAGUUGUGAAGAGUUGCAACCUUCGAAUCUAACAAAUGAACUAAAAUGCAAAAAUAAAAUAACGUUGAAAACGUUAAUAUUGUAAAUCAUCCAACUUGUUACUAACUCCUGACAUAGAGUACAUUCAUAUAAAAAAAAUAAAGGGAACUAUUUAAAAAUUGUAAUUCACUAACGAUAAGUUAAAGUUAAUUGUUUCAUGUUAAUCUGAGUAUUUCAAGACAAAGUGAACAAAUUGCUUCAUUAGCGAAAAAAUAUAAAACCUCUUACAUGUGCAAAAACGAGAGGUAAGUGUGCGAUCGGUUUGCAGUGAUUUUUGUAAAAUGCUGGUAUGUUAAUCAACAGGAACAGGAAGGCACUUGCAUUCUAAACUACACAAGGAUCAUAUGUUGUUAGGAGUGUUCUUAGGCGGCCAUAUAAAAAAAAAAUGGAGAUGAUGUAAACCUUUUCUUUUUUCAUGUGGAGUAGAGUUGGUACAGACUUUUCUGGCGCUCGCGUCAACAUCCGCAUAAUAUUGUAAAUAAUUGAGCUGCGUAAGGAAAAAUUAGAAACUGCAGUAAAUAAAAUGUAAAUCUCUGCAUGCAAGAAUCCAAUGCUUAAAUUGGUUUACGUAGUUAAUCUUCAACCAAAAGAUAUCAGAAGGGAACAGUUAAAGGAACACUAUAGGCUCAGGAACACAAACCUGUAUUCCUGACACUAUUGUGAAAACCCACCAUUUAGGUGGGUUGCCCUCCCCUCCCACCAGCUCCCUCAGAAUGGGUUAAAAAACGCCUUAUUUCCAGGUCUCCACGGGUCUGCUGGCGCUGGCCCCGCCCCCUUCAUGACAUCAUCAAAAUAGCAGAUUUUUAGCCAGUCCAAUGCUUUCCCAUGUAUGACAAUAAAAUCCACAAGGGGGCGGGGCAAAACACAGUUUUGGCCAAUCAGCACCUCCUCAUAGAGAUGCAUUGGAUCAGUGCAUCUCUAUGAGGAAAAUUCAGCGUCCUCAUGCAGAGCGUGGGGACGCUGAGCCAGGAAGCCCCUCCAGUGGCCAUCUAAGGAAUAACCACUUGGAGGUGUCCCUAGGGGCAAUGUAAACACUGCCUUUUCUCUGAAAAGGCAGGGUUUACAUGAAAAUGCAUGAAGGGAGCUAUUAUAUUCACCAGAACAACUACAUUAAGCUGUAGUUGUUCUGGUGACUAUAGUGUCCCUUUAAUGAUAACCAGCUGUAGCACGUGUUAACACGCUUGUGUAUUUUAAAACGUAUUUAAUGCAUAGCAGCAAAGAACUAAACUGUCAAUGUUUCAAUACUGGGUCCCUCAUUAAGACCUCUUGAUAAUAGUGAGAUGGGUGACGUUUGCCAUGUCUGAUCUGCUCUUUUUUUCCGACAGAUUAAUCCGCGAUCAGUUAUUAGCAGGAGACUUUACAGUGAACAUGAGGCUGUUACAGGUAAUUGCAUUCUAAUAUGUAUUCUAUUUAUUAGGUGGGUUUUUUUACACAGCUUAUAGGUGAAUUACAACAUUUUUUAAUUUUUUUUUUUAUAUGAGGGAUUGUAGUAAUAUCUGCAGAGUGUAAAAUUAAUUAAUUCCAAACUACUUAAAAAGUAGAACAUAUGUAAUAAUACUCCGUAAUAAGGGAUUUAUGUCACUUUAUAAAUCCUAUAGGAAGCCUUUCAGGUAACGUAGUCUUCCUACAGAAAGACCUGUGACAGGUCGUGGUUCUAUGAUUCUGAGAAUAGAGAAUCCAUAUUUCAAAAGAAGACAUGUUUCACUACGAUAGAAUUUAAAUUAAAUUAGGUACAGUGCAUGAUGGGAAAGAUGCCUUGCUGUCAUGCCUGUGGUCUAUGAGACCAUAACUUGCUCUCAUGGUGGGGGAGGAAUAGAUGAAGUUCAAUAUAUUCAGUAUGCUGGUGGUUUCCAGACUGUGACAUCAUGAUUAUCUAUUAGCGUCCAGUUGUGCUGUGCUUCUCACAUUCUAGAAUUGCUGUCCGUGUCUGAUUUAACAAAUCAGUCUUAUAUAUACAAAAAGUGCCAAAGAGACUGUGAUUGUGGGAGCUUCCCCACCUUUCUGUGUUUAUGUAUAAUUGCUUGAGACUUGUUUAUGUGUAGCACUAUCCUAUGCUAGCAGUUAAGUCAAUGAAAUUAAAAAAACUGAUAAUCAACUUUAUUUAAAACUUUAAUAUAUAAUUUGAACGUAGUUUAGCUGUAGACACACACACACACGACUGUCUUGAUCAAUUUAGCUGUAGUAUUGCUCAUGUACACAGGUACAAAGUAAACUUCAUGUAAUUACAGGGACACUUGGCACUAUAACAAUUUAUUUUGUUAAAGUGGUGGUAGUGCCUGGGGACCGUUAAACACUGAAUGAUGGUCAUUGGCUGCCCAUUACCAGGUCUGAAAUGAAGGUAUGGCUAAGGCAGAGAUUACAGUCUGUAUAGUUAUAUUGAUUAAAACCAGCAAUAGGUGGCUGAGAUUGGCUUCCAUCAGCUACCAUCAGACUCUCUCAUUAACCCGAGCAGCAGAGAAAUGGACUGCUACCGGCUACUUCCGUUUAGAGUUCAAACAUUAAAAAACCAUUUAGCAUUGAGCAGAAGGACGGCCCUAGGGAGCUCCAGGCACUGUGAUUACAUGAGUUGAAGUAUGCGUGUCUUUAAGUAUACAUGUUAAUUGAUAUGCAUGUAGUUCUUUCAUAAUUUCUUAUCUUCAUGUUUUCCAUAUCAAUAGCACGUUUAUCCAUUUUUUUUUUUUCUCUUCAAUCACUGCAGGAUUACCCUCUCUCAGAUGGAGAUGUUCUACCCAUUCUGAAGAAAGCCAAGGAACUACGGGAUUCAAAACCAAACUUAUGAAGAGGAUAAUAUCUAAACACUCCAGAGGGACACGUGUAUAAGACUGUACUCUGCCUUCCAGCUAGCCUAUUCACAAUGCACCUUGGAAAUAUGUAUAGGCUGUGCUCUGUGUUGGUGAUCCGAACACUAACUACUCUAAGUCCCUAAAUGGGAACAUGAAUUUUUGCUGCACAAAUCAACUGGCACACAACUGCCUGCCUGGCAAGAUCUGACUUGCUUUGGACUUUUCAUUUAUUGGCAUGUUGUAUUCUAUUCUCUAUCAUGGAAGUUGACAACAUUCCUAAGGUUCUAUCAUAUUGUAGUCUGGUGACAGCACUGUCCCACCAUACGCACUCCAAUCAAAGCACCUGCAACUUCACACUACUCCGUUGAUAUGGGCUGUUCUGUGUAAAGGAUCAACCUCAGGAUUCUCUCCAAGUACUAAGGCUAAUGAACUGGAAUCAUCGUGAGUUCACACGUGCCUAUACUUUUUGUGGCCACAGAUGCAUUGUUAGGCAAUGCAAAGUGUGCUUGCUUGGAUAUUUCAGGAGUUAAACUUCUUGUAUCAUGACUGUUACCUAUGUAUUGUAGCAUUGCACGUCUGAAGGGAACCCUAAAACUGCCUCUCUCCUCAGGGCUCAGUACUUUAGUUGAAUAAGUGUUUAAUUGUGCUGUUUAAUUAUCCUUUAGUGCAUUCAAAAUAGAUUACCUUUGAUUGUCAACUGGGCCAGUUUAUUUUAUAUUUCUGAUUUAAUUUUUUGUAAUGUUUUAAUACAGUGUGGAGAAAAUGUUUAAAGAAAAAAAACUUUUUAUUGUGGUUAUAACCUAGAGGUGAUGUCACAAUUGUAUUUUUAAUGGGGAUUUCUAAUUAUUAAUCCUAAUAAACACUCUUCAUGCCUGUGGUUUUGGUAAUUAGCUUAACAAACUUGUAAUGCACAGCACCAGUUUGAAUAAUUAAUAGUCACAUUUAUUAUAGUUUUCCUUUAUUUUAAUGAUUAAUUAUCCCAAUCAAAUCCUCCUGUGCUCUUACCUCCGCCAGGCCGUCUUCUUAUAAUAGUGCAUCCUGCUGCCAUCUCUCCCCUGGAUAAACGAUGCAUGUGCACCGGCUAUCCACAAAGAUCUAAAAGAAAACAUAAUUCAUCACACCCGGCAACCUUUUUUCCAUUGCUAUGGUCUAGUUCUGAUACUCAUGUUCCUGUUGAAGGUGCUUUUGGCAGUGGAUACAGGUCACCGUGGGCACUCUGACCAGUCUGCUGCUACACAGCCCAAUAUGCAUCAAAUUGCGAUGCAAUGUGUGUUCCGAGACAACCUUUCUAUCAAUUCCAGCAUUUUGCUUCCAGAAAUGUGAGCUACAGUAGCUAUUCUGUGUGAUCGGACCAGACAGGCUAGCCUCACUCCCUAUGCACAUCAAUGAGCGCUGGCCUCCCUCAGCGUUGCCUCUUACUACUCCUCGUGUGAUGUUAUCCUGGAAGUGUGCCUUCAGGAUGAUGAUGAUCCGAUCCAAUGCUCCUCAUAGAAAAGCAUUGGGGAUAAUAGGUGCAGAUUAUUCUCUAUGCACUGCACAUGUGUGUAUGUGACAUCACAGUAUGCCUGGGUAUGAGAGCAGGUAAGUAACUAUUCUGGCUCUUCUAUCCACAGGGCCUAGAGGUGUUAAUAAGCAUCCAUGGAUAGAUUGCUUCUUAUUAUGCAAGUGAAAAGAAAGCCACUUUGGCAUUGCAAACUUGAUGGCAUUAUUCACUGGGCACUGCAUGGAAGUAAAUUGAAAACUGAUUUAGAGAAAUUAAUCAACUCUAUUACAAUCAUAUUUUGAAUAUCGUCAUUUUUGAAAAUAUAUUUUCAAUUCACAUAAUUCACUGUUUAGUAAAUAAUGUGAAACUCAAUUCACUCAACAGCAAACUAUGGUUAUUGGGUAAUUAUCAAGAAAAAUAUGGUUCCAUACAACAGUUUGGGGGGGAAUGACUACAUGCCAUUUUAGCAUGUAUUCACAAUUAAUGAGAGCUGUAGGCUGUGUAAUAAUAAUAAUAAUUAAUGAGAGUUGUAGGAACUGUGUUAUAAUAAUGAGAUAUAGGCCCUGUGUAAUGACUGCCAGGCGGGGUGGGGCCUCCAUUAAAUGUAUUUAUUAAUAAUAAUUAAUGAGAUGUAGGCCCUGUGUAUUGAUUGCCAAGCUGGGUGGGGCCUCCAUUGAAGGUAUUUAUUAAUAAUAAUUAAUGAGAUAUAGGCCCUGUGUAACGACUGCCUGGCUGGGUGGGGCCUCCAUUGAAGGUAUUUAUUAAUAAUAAUAAUUAAUGAGAUAUAGGCCCUGUGUAACGACUGCCUGGCUGGGUGGGGCCUCCAUUGAAGGUAUUUAUUAUUAAUAAUAAUAAUUAAUAAGAUAUAAACCCUGUGUAAUGACUGCCAGGCUUGGUGGGGCCUCA
Molecule: messenger RNA, 23179 nt
Organism: Pelobates cultripes (western spadefoot toad)
Lineage: Eukaryota; Metazoa; Chordata; Amphibia; Anura; Pelobatidae
Source: the annotation of a GenBank genome assembly